Messenger RNA from Varanus komodoensis (Komodo dragon), 3999 nucleotides. It is a transcript of the gene CCNL2, whose product is annotated as cyclin L2. Lineage: Eukaryota; Metazoa; Chordata; Lepidosauria; Squamata; Varanidae. The coding region runs from base 1767 to 3053 and encodes 428 amino acids. Gene Ontology annotation, biological process: regulation of transcription by RNA polymerase II. The record is from RefSeq and is a predicted model, not a curated record. Gene Ontology annotation, cellular component: nucleus. The transcript has 10 exons. Gene Ontology annotation, molecular function: cyclin-dependent protein serine/threonine kinase regulator activity.
UGGAGGAAUGUUGUCCGCGGGGUCACAAAGAGUCAAACACAACUUAGCAACUGAACAACAGCAAAGUCCAAUUCUAUUCAGGGACUUUAAACUGUGGAGGAUUUCGAAAAAGUUGCUGUAUUUAAAGAGAGUGGGAAUAAAAGGAGUGAGAGGGGUUGUUGAAGGUUUCCCCCCCCAAGUUAGUGUUUUAGAUGUAGGAACCGAUGGGGGCCUGUGUGAUCCUAGAUCAGUUUGGUUCCUCUGUGCCUUGGUGGGGCUUUUCUUCCUUCUUCCGGGCACAAUUGAGAAAAGGGUCUGAGACUCUCCAACAGAACACGAACUUUUCAUGAGGAUCCCGGCAGCAGCCAGGCGGGCGGCAGAAAGAAAAAUCUUUUCGUCGAGGUUCCGAAGCUCAGUCGGCUUUCUGUUCCAGGAAGUGAGUGACGUAAUGAGCCUUGGCCGGAAAUUACAACUGUCCCUGCCCAGUCCUGUAUGUUUGCCAGUGCAUUCCCAGAAGGCCUGAUAAUUACUACUUCUCUGGAGAUGCGGGUUUUUCCCUGCUGUUUUUUUCUCUCUCUCUCUUAUGCUGAAACUGGCUUGCUGUGCCUCACUCCUCACACACAAAUACUUGUUUUGGUUCUUUGAAAAUACUUUAAGUGUAAUCUGCUCUUCUUUUUCCUUCAGGAUUCUUUCCAGCAUUUUGGACUCCCAGAUUAGGUUUUUCUUUUUUAAUUAGAGGCGAGUUGGGAGGGAGAAAAAGCAAAGUACUUUUUAAAGAAUUAAAACUGGAUAUUUUGUUAAUCAGCUUUUUUGUUUGUUCAAAAUAAAUAUUGGUUGCCUUUUAAGGGAAAAGCUAUCCCAAGGCGAUCUUCAACAAUAAAAACAUUUAGUAUUUAUGUUUAUAUUGUAACUAUAGUGUUUCUUUAUAACUAAUGUUAAGGGUUGAAUCCAGGGAUAUAUCCCACUGACAGAACGGCUUCUACUGUUGGAAGCAAGAGAGGUCACUUCCCCCUCCUUUCCACAGGCCCUCCUUUACUGUCAUGUCCUCUGAGCUUGUUUCACAGGGUCUGAAACCUUCCAAAGCUUAUUCUCAGGGGAUACAGCGAACUUACUGGGGCAGGAAGACUAGGAUAUGCCCAAUAGGGUAACCUUGGCUUCAGCCCUAAAUCUGGGUAUAGACACAUUAGCCAUAUUGGUCAUCUCUGACCCCAGUCAUUGUCACUGUCUGAAUUAAAUGAAGCUUUUUGGUGUAAGUGAGCCCAUUUGAAAAUCAUUUUUCACCCGCUGGAACUACAUGGUUCUAUCUUACCUGGGAACUACUGGAUCUUCUCUCAGAUAUGGGCACAUCGUUUCUGUGUAGCACUAGUGUGAGGACUCUGUCCCUAUACUUAACCUUGCAAAACUUCCUUUGGGGCUGGUCGUAGGAGAGGCUGUAUGGGGGGACACCGGUUUACUCUACAGGUAAGUAGAGAAGAGCAUGUAGAACGUAUGUGGUAUAACAGAUGCCAGGUCUUGGAAUAUUUUUCACAAUUUUAAUGUUAGAAGAAUUAGCUUCACAGGCUUAUAACUUAGCAAAGGUUGGUUGGUGAGAUUGGUGCUCUUUGUAAGGAAACAUGAGAAAAGUUAUCAAUGGAAAACUUGAUUUUUAUCUUGCUGAUCUAAGUAAUCAGUCGGUUCCCUAUGCAUUGGAAAACCACAGUGGUCUGUUUUCAAUUCCUUCAGACAGUUUUGCUUUGGCAGUAUUGAUACAAAUGUUAAUUUACAGUGCCGUUUUUCCUUAGGUGGCCAUGGCUACAGGGCAGGUGCUGUUCCAGCGUUUCUUCUAUACAAAAUCGUUUGUGAAGCAUUCCAUGGAGCACGUGUCAAUGGCUUGUGUUCACUUGGCCUCCAAAAUCGAAGAAGCACCAAGGCGCAUCAGGGACGUCAUUAACGUAUUCCACAGACUUCGCUUUCUGAGAGAGAAAAAGAAGCCGGUACCUCUAAUACUGGAUCAGGAUUAUGUUAACUUGAAGAACCAAAUCAUAAAAGCCGAGAGGAGAGUCCUGAAGGAACUGGGAUUCUGUGUGCACGUGAAGCAUCCUCACAAGAUAAUCGUUAUGUACCUUCAGGUAUUAGAAUGUGAACGUAGUCAACACCUGGUCCAGACCUCAUGGAACUACAUGAACGACAGCCUGCGGACAGACGUCUUUGUGAGGUUCCACCCGGAAAGCAUUGCCUGUGCCUGCAUUUAUCUUGCUGCUAGAACCCUUCAGAUUCCUCUUCCCAAUCGCCCCCACUGGUUUCUACUCUUUGGAGCCACAGAGGAGGAAAUUCAGGAGAUCUGUAUGAAGAUUUUACAACUAUACACACGGAAAAAGGUCGAUUUGGCGAUCCUAGAAGGGCGAGUAGAAAAGAAGAAGCUGGCCAUUGAAGAAGCAAAAGCACAAGCCAAGGGCCUUCUAGCAGACGGGAAGCCCAGUCUGGACGCUGUGUCGGGGUUCUCCCCUGUCCCCAAAACCGAAUCUCCAAAAGAAAGCAAAGGAACCAAACCUUCCCCGCUUGCCAUGCAAGUGAUAAAAAACGCCAAGAGGAAAACAGAAGGGAUAAAGAAGGUGAAAUCCAACAGUCCCAUUAACGGCAUUCAGAAAGGCCGGGAGAGCAGGAGCCGGAGUGGGAGCAGGGAGCAGAGCUACUCCAGAUCGCCCUCUCGGUCUCCAUCUGCCAAGCAGAGGAAGAGCGAGAGCUACUCCCCGUCAAGCAGCUCCAAGUCCCACAGCCGCUCCCGGAGCCGCAGCGACUCCCCGCCACGGCAGCUCAGCCACAGCGGCUGCAGCUACCGCUACAAAGGCUCCAAGACGCGGAGCUGCCAGAAGGCCAAGGGCUACAAGUCCUCCUCCCCCAAGCAGCCGCGGGCCCGCAGCCGGAGCUCGUCACGGUCCCGCAGCCGCUCGCGGGAGCGCUCCGACCGCUCGGGCAAGUACAAGAAGAAGAGCCACUACUACCGGGAGCAGCGGCCCGAGCGCCCGCACUCCUACGAGCGGCCCGGCCACCGCUACGAGCGGGAGCACCCCAGCCACAGCCGGCACCGGAGAUGAGGCCGUGCCCAGCGGCGCGGCGCCCCGUCGCCGGGCCCCGAGGGGGGCCUCGCGGACCGGACCCCGACUGCUGUAGGCCUGCUUGGCAGGCUCCGGAGAGGGGGCGGCGGGGGCGCGUGUCCGGGCUGCUUUUCCGACCUCUGCUCCGACUGAGACUGGCGCCGCCUCGUCGGCGCUGGAGAAGCACGACUGCAUCCAGGACACCGGCGGGUCCUGCGGAGCGGAUCGCCCCGUGAGGCCGCAAGGAGAGCCGAGACUUCCCCCGGAGCCUCGGACGUUCCCGCCCUGCAGCCUCGCUUGGUGCUAGCAGCUGCCCUUGCUUUCACGUUCCCAGCUCCCGAUGGACUCAAUUGCGUUGUAAUAAAACACAAGGUGAUUUUUUGAUUCUUCGAACCAAUGCCUAUAUUAGGCACGGCCUCUUUGUGUAUAUAUCUAGUGUUGGAACAAGAAGGACAGAGAAGGCCUUAACCCUUUAAAGUGCAAAUGCAUUUAAUUAAACUGCGGGGGGGGGACUUGAAACCCACUCGAUACGGAGAGCUUAAAUUUCCUUGACUGAUGAGUCCCCCCCCCUUUAAUUUAGGGUCAGGUUAUUUCCUGUUUUCAUUUUUUGCAUAAAGAACUCUGUGGAAAUGUGAAAAGUAUUUAGAUUCCGUGUGUUGGAAGUGGUCUAUUUUUUAAAACUGGUGGAAUGCCUGGUGCAGGCCACCAGCUCAGGAGGUUGGGGUGCUUUCAUAUAAUAUAACGUUUUAUGUGGUUUAGAUAAACUCUCUACUCAGGUUCUUUAAAAACUCUGAACUGAUAGUUGGCCCGCCUGUUGCUUGCAGAAAUGAAGGUGUUUAUAUUAAGAGAGAAAUGUAUAACAGCCCAGGAAUAUCCGUUUUAGUGGUAUAUCUGUGCUGUCUUCUUGUUCCUUGAUUUCAUUAAAGUAUUUGAUUUUGUAUUUAAA